Molecule: messenger RNA, 330 nt
Organism: Cladocopium goreaui
Lineage: Eukaryota; Dinophyceae; Suessiales; Symbiodiniaceae
Source: the annotation of a GenBank genome assembly
AUGAGAAGGAAGUCGAAUCUUGGGGGAAAAAAGCGAUGGGGAAAUGCAAAGCAAUGGCUAACAUCCCGGCGGGAGGCAGUCCAGAAGGCAGUAAAAUCCGGUGAAAACACAAAAGCCAUUGUGGAGAGGAGUGUCAUUUCCAGAAUGGCCAAGAGGAUGUGGACAUCAAACCACGAAAAGGAGAAGCGGCUUAACCAGAAGAAGGAAUUUUCCAGACGUCUUGAUGCGUUCAAGCAGGGCCUCAUUUUCAAGGACCGAAAGCGACUGAGGGAAGAAGUUUCUAUUCUACAUGUGGAAUUUACAAAGGCGUGAAGAAGCUGUGGAAGGCUC